GCUCACACCAGCCAAUGGGAGCCCCGCAUUAUCUGAUUAGCGAGAGGCGACGAAAAGAAGCUCAUCAUCAACGUCAACGCAAUUGAAUCCCGUUCGCGUGGGCUGUUAAGAGCUGUCAAUCGCCCCCCCGACGACAGACCACUCUCCACUCUUACACCCUUGGAGGUUUUAUUAUCUUCAAAUAGCCUUGAUAUCGGCAGACAAGAUGCUGGCAUCAAGACGAGUCACCUCGCUGGCUCUUAGAGCCAAGCCGACCACCCAAUUCGUCCCCCUGCGAUCCGUUGCCGCCAUCUCGACCACAACCAAGAAGGAUGCUACACCCGCUGUAGCGUCUCACGGCUCGACGAGCAUACUGCCCCGUGAGCGCAAGGAGGUUCCCCUGCCCAGCCAGGAAGGCACAAAGGGUGCUAUUCAAUAUGCAUUGACGACUCUGGAUCAGGUCGCCAACUGGGCACGCCAGUCCUCCUUGUGGCCCAUGACUUUCGGUCUCGCCUGCUGUGCCGUCGAGAUGAUGCACUUGUCGACACCGCGAUACGAUCAAGACAGACUCGGAAUCAUUUUCCGUGCCUCGCCCCGUCAGUCCGAUGUGAUGAUUGUCGCCGGAACCCUCACCAACAAGAUGGCCCCGGCCCUUCGCCAGGUUUACGAUCAGAUGCCCGAGCCCCGGUGGGUCAUUUCCAUGGGUAGCUGCGCCAACGGAGGAGGUUACUACCACUACAGCUACAGUGUUGUCCGUGGCUGCGACAGAAUCGUGCCCGUCGACAUCUACGUCCCCGGUUGCCCGCCCACAAGUGAGGCUCUGAUGUACGGUAUCUUCCAGCUGCAGCGCAAGAUGAGGAACACCAAGAUUACACGGAUGUGGUACAGGAAGUAGAGGGAAUCAGAUCGACUCAAGUCAUUACGCAUCGUCUCUUUUGUUCAUGGGAGGCAUUGUACAUAUGUUACGGCUUCAGAUACACCAACGGUUGUAGACUAUUCGAGGAGUUGGUAGAUGCUUUUAUUCGCCAAAUCAAAAUUGGAUUUAACAAAC
Messenger RNA from Truncatella angustata, 1030 nucleotides. RefSeq lists its product as uncharacterized. NCBI's taxonomy places the organism in Eukaryota, Fungi, Ascomycota, Sordariomycetes, Amphisphaeriales, Sporocadaceae. The record is from RefSeq and is a predicted model, not a curated record. The coding region runs from base 206 to 874 and encodes 222 amino acids. Gene Ontology annotation, biological process: mitochondrial respiratory chain complex I assembly; aerobic respiration; electron transport coupled proton transport. Gene Ontology annotation, molecular function: NADH dehydrogenase (ubiquinone) activity; quinone binding; 4 iron, 4 sulfur cluster binding. The transcript has 3 exons.